Molecule: messenger RNA, 2333 nt
Organism: Oryzias latipes (Japanese medaka)
Lineage: Eukaryota; Metazoa; Chordata; Actinopteri; Beloniformes; Adrianichthyidae
Product: protein Z-dependent protease inhibitor-like
Biological process (GO): blood coagulation
Molecular function (GO): serine-type endopeptidase inhibitor activity
Source: RefSeq, a predicted model, not a curated record
AGGAGGAUGUAUGCCUCCCAUCUGCACACGCACACACUUAAAUCCACAAUAAACCUGUUUGUCGUAGGACUUUUAUUUUGAAAUGAUUGGCCGAGGUGGUUCUGUUAUUUCCGGGAAAAUAACGGGCACGCGCAGCAUCGGUGCUCCACAUCGGAUGACCGUUUCCUCAGCAGCAUACGGCAGCGACAACAUGGUGACCAUGGCUCCCUGCACUCCCCUAUUACCAGUUAUCCUCCUUCUUGUCCUGCUCGGUCCAGCUUCCCAGGAGACCAUUAACCCCGCUCUGGUUGAUCUGACGAACAGGAACGCAGACUUUGGCACUCGCAUGUACCGAGCCAUCGCCAGUCGAACAGAUGAUAAUAUCUUCCUGUCUCCUUUCACGCUGUCAACUGGACUGCUUGUGUUGUUGAGCGCCACCAGUGGUUCAACUCAAGAACAGCUGUUUCAGGGACUCACACUGACUGGUCUUGACCAUCAGAGCCUUCCAGAUCUGUUCCGGACUCUGAGAAACGUGGUCCUGAGAAGGGAUGCAGCCAACUUACAACAGGGUGCAGCUAUAUUCCCUGGAGAGAAUUUCCAGCUGUCAACAGCCUUUCAAGAUCUGGUUCAGAACAAGUUUGGAGUGAAGGCUCAGAAGUUGUCCUACACAUUGCCUCGUGAAUCUGAAGAUGCCAUCAACGGCUGGGCUCAGGAGCAAACUGAAGGCAAAAUCCAGGAGCUGGUGCCCACCCUAGACCCACAAACACAGCUACUGCUUGCCUCUGUUGCCUCCUACCAAACUCGCUUUAAUCCACCGUUCAACUCUUCAGUCACUCUGGACGAGCGGUUCUUCGUGGAUAAGUACCAUGUUGUCAUGGUUCCCAUGAUGUUCCGAGCUGAUAAGUACUUUCUGGCGUAUGACCGCUCGGUGAAGGUGGGUGUGCUGAAGCUGCCCAUGGCAGAUGGAGCAGCCAUGUUGGUGGUGCUGCCGGAUGAAGAUGUUGACAUCACUGCUGUGGAGGAUGAAGUGACAUCUGAGAAUAUUCAAGCUUGGAUCCGACAGCUGAAGAAGACGAAGUUGGAGGUCCAGCUUCCUCGUUUCACACUUGAGAGUUCUUACUCUCUGAAAGACACCCUCCAGACUCUUCAUAUAACUCAGGUGUUUGAGGACGACGCUGACAUCAGCAACAUGGGUGGAGCUAAAGGAACUAAACUCACUCAGGUUUAUCAUAAAUCUGUCAUCUCCGUUGAUGAGGCCACCGAUGAUGGCAUUCAGGGCAGAGACGCUGCGUUCGCCACCCCUCCUCCUCGGCUGACUAUCAACAGACCUUUUAUCUUCAUCAUUUUUCAGCAGACCACCGGCAGCCUGCUCUUCAUGGGGCGGGUUACCAAUCCACUCAAAAAUUAAAUGUUGAAAAAGCUAAACUUUCCGCCCAGCUUUUGAGUAUACCUGUUUAACAACAACUAAACCGUUUGAUGUAAAUAUUAUCCAUUAAUCAGUGGUUAGCAUGAUGUUGCUCUGUGCAUGCUAAUGCCACGUUAGCCGUGUGUUUUUGUUCUCUCAUGCUGAUGCUAAUAUCCUAGCAUAAUGUUGUGUUGGUUGUCUUUUAGCCAUUAGUUAUUUAUGAAAUGUUCAAGUAGAAGUUUUUGAUGUUGAAUUCUGUGAACACAUGAACAGUGGAAUGAGUCCAGUGAGGUCAGGGUGGUCAGCAUGGAGCCUCGUGCUUCAGGGACAUUUUCACUCAGAGCAGCGUUCUGCAGGUUUUUGUUGGAUGGCACCAGUGAAGGUUGGUUAUGAAAAAAACUAUUGAAGCAAAUCUCUAUCAAUAAAACAUGGUAUGUCCAUGGAUUAAGUUUCAUUUUAAAGCUUUGUCUUGAUUAUUUUUUGUUUAAAUAGCUUAUGUUAAUUUCAAAUGUAAGAAAAUAACAUUUUACUAACAGUUUCUUAAGUUGUUAAAUUUUUGCUUAUGAGAAAACAGUUUUUCCUAUUUAAACAAAAUUAGUUUGAAAUAGAAAUGUAGCACUUUAUUCUGGCUAAAGCUCCCUACAGGACACCAACUGAAAUCUGAUCAACUUAUCUAUGAAGCUGUAUUAUAGGACAUAUAAUUACACAACAAAUAUCUGUAAGGUGGUUCCACAUCCUGAUUGACUGAUCCAGGAAAUCAGCAGCAAGUUCUGGAGCACUUUUUCAGAUAGUUUGAAGGAGUGCAUGAAGCUUUCCACAUGCUGUCCAAGGUCAUCUCUUUCAGACGGAUGAAGGCUGCACCAAGUUUAGAGUUUCAAAGCCAAUAAGCACAUGCUAGGAAACCAUGUAUGCUGACGGCUUUAAUGAUAUUAAAGCUUUGUGGAACAUU